AUGUCCUGUGACGAACAAAAACAAACGGUGGUUGAAUCCGAAAUUCAACUGGAAAAGUCUGCGUACUCCGGCCAUACUGAAGUAAAGUACGAUCAAGCUGAAAAAAUCGCUAAUGUUGAACGGUUUGAAGGUAUAGAUUUCGAUGCGGAGUUUGAAAAGCUUGAAGCGCUCCAAGUUGCUGCUGUUAAUGCUCCACGCACAUGGUGGGACCAUCUCGUGUUUGGUACAAAUAAAGAGAUCAUAUUCAAAAACAGAAGACAUAUGACUUGGAUGUUAGGAUUCUUUGCUAGUAUGGGUGGUAUGCUUUCUGGUGUUGACCAAUCUUUGAUUUCCGGGGCAAAUGUGAGUUUAGUUCCAGAUCUAAGCUUGACAGAUCAUGAGCAAUCACUUGUUAGCUCCCUUGUGCCUGUCGGAGCUAUUUUGGGCUCUCUUAUUGUUUCUCCUCUUAAUCAAAAAAUUGGGAGAAGAAUUUGUAUUAUGGUGGCUUGCAUUAUGUAUACCAUUGGUGGCUUGCUUUGUGCUUUCACUCCUAACGUACAUGGAUUGUAUGCAGGUAGAAUAUUCAUUGGUGUCGGUAUUGGUUUAGAAUCAGUUAUUCCAGCUUAUGUUGGUGAGUGUGCUCCUGCUGAUAUUAGAGGGAACUUGGUUUCUCUUUAUCAAUUCAAUAUCGCUCUUGGUGAAGUUUUUGGGUACGCCAUCGCUGCUAUUUUUUACGAAGUACAUGAUGCUUGGAGAUUUAUUUUAGGUAGUUCAUUGGUCUUCUCUACACUUUUGUUCAUCGGUAUGAUUUUCCUUCCAGAAAGUCCUCGUUAUUUGGUCGUGACUAGGGAAAAAGUUGGUCAUGGCUGGAGAAUAUGGAAGAUCCUUCGUGAUGUUGAUGAUAUUCAUAACAAGAUGGAAUUCCUUGAUAUGUUACAAAGUGCAGAGCAAGCUAAAUUGGAUGAUGGUACAAAGAAACGUUUUGAAGUUCUCGAUUUUAUCAAAAAUGCAAGAGCAAGACGUUCCAUUAUUUAUGCCAACAUUAUUAUCUUCUUAGGUCAAUUUACUGGUAUUAAUGGUUUAUUAUACUACCUUUCUACGGUUAUGCAUGCAAUUGGGUUUGAUACCAAAAAUAGUGUGUUUAUGUCUCUUGUCGGCGGUGGCUCACUUUUAAUCGGUACCAUUCCAGCAAUCUUGUGGAUGGAUAAAUGUGGGAGACGUUUCUGGGCAAACUUUUGUUUACCUUGGUUCUUCAUCGGCUUGGUUCUUGUGGGUAUCGGAUACCUAUUGCCAACUACCACCGCUGCCUCUAAAGGCUUAUACUUAACCGGUGUGAUUCUUUACAUGAUCUUCUUUGGUUCAUAUUCCACAUUAACAUGGGUUACUCCAGCAGAAGUUUUCCCAACUUACUUAAGAAGUUACGGUACUACCAUUACCUCAACAAUGUUAUACUUGUGGAGUUUUAUCAUCACUUACAACUUCAGCUCAAUGUUUGAUAAGAUGACAAAAACUGGUUUAACUCUUGGUUUUUACGGUGGGAUUGCCGUUCUCGGUUUCAUUUAUCAAAUCAUGUUUGUUGUUGAAACAAAAGGAAAAUCUUUGGAAGAAGUUGACGAUGUUUUUAGUAAACCAACAAGUUUCAUUAUCAAACAAAACUUGAGAAGUACAAGAGAGGAUGUCAGAGAUAUCUUAUCUGGAAAUUUCAAGAAUGUCAUGUACGGAAAAAACGUACAUUAUUAA
Molecule: messenger RNA, 1719 nt
Organism: Saccharomycopsis crataegensis
Lineage: Eukaryota; Fungi; Ascomycota; Saccharomycetes; Ascoideales; Saccharomycopsidaceae
Exons: 1
Coding region: 1-1719 (572 amino acids)
Biological process (GO): transmembrane transport
Cellular component (GO): membrane
Molecular function (GO): transmembrane transporter activity
Source: RefSeq, a predicted model, not a curated record